Molecule: messenger RNA, 306 nt
Organism: Caenorhabditis remanei
Lineage: Eukaryota; Metazoa; Nematoda; Chromadorea; Rhabditida; Rhabditidae
Exons: 2
Coding region: 1-306 (101 amino acids)
Source: RefSeq, a predicted model, not a curated record
AUGAAUCCGCCCAAUGAUUCUCGAUCUUGUCAGCAUCGAAUCGAUGGAAGACUGGAUGACGAUCGGUUGCGGUGUUGGUUCGGAAUCGCACUGAAUCUCAACUGUGUGGUGGACGGUGGAAUCGGUGGCGACGUUUUUCAAGUGAAGAAGACCGAUGAUGUUCUCCGGUUUGACUUGAGAUCCUUUGGAGCUUUGAGUGGAUUUGACUUGAAUCCCCAGGCUCCGGACCUCGAACUCACGACCGGAAGCAUCUUCAUAAAUAAUUUACGUGUUAUUCAUUUUUCAUUAUAUAUCAAGCAUGUGUGA